Messenger RNA from Gongylonema pulchrum, 405 nucleotides. NCBI's taxonomy places the organism in Eukaryota, Metazoa, Nematoda, Chromadorea, Rhabditida, Gongylonematidae. The record is from the annotation of a GenBank genome assembly.
AUGGUAUUGUCAGAAAUUGAUGGUGGUAGCACAACAGAUUUAUCAAAAGCAGAUACCGAGCAGCUUUCUCGUGUUAUUGAUCGGCUCCUCGAUCAUAAUGUUCCCGAAGACAUUGCUCACAAACUUAUGGAUUCUGUUACUGCUAGGGAGAGCCAUUUGAACGGACGGUUGAAAAAACGGACCGCUAGCAAAAACCAGUCAGAACCAGUGAAUGAUGCGCUAUUUCUGGAUCUCCUCACCAAACACGUCUCAGCUAAAAACGUAGAUGAAGUCCAUGAACUUCUCCGGACAAAAGGCCUGCAAAAUAUUUCGAGGCAGAUAUUUGAAUCAGUUCUUCAACUGUAUUUGGAUACGGCUGAUUGGAAUACAUUAAUGGAACUAAUACAAUGGGUGUUAGCCUUUUGA